ACCUCUUUCUCUCUCCCUGCCUCUGCUCUACGGCAAUGAGGAGCCCUUGUUGUGAUAAGCAAGGCACCAACAGGGGGGCGUGGUCCAAAGAGGAGGACCAGAAGCUCAUCGACUACGUCGGAGUGCAUGGAGAAGGCUGCUGGAGAGCACUCCCCAAGGCUGCAGGGCUGCUUCGGUGCGGUAAGAGUUGCAGGCUUCGAUGGAUCAACUACCUCCGGCCUGAUGUUAAGAGAGGGAACUUCCAGGAGGACGAAGCCGACCUCAUCAUCAAGCUCCAUGCCUUGCUCGGCAACCGGUGGUCGUUGAUAGCUGGGAGGCUGCCGGGGCGAACCGACAACGAGGUGAAGAACUACUGGAACUCUCAUCUGAGGAAGAAGCUCACAAGCAUGGGUAUCGAUCCUGACAACCACCGCGUGGCCCGGAAGGUGCCGCUCCAUCAAUCUCGGAGCUCAAACAGUGCGACUCCAUCGAGUUACGGCACGAGAAACUAUAAGAACAUGUCGUUCUGGCAUCUCAACUCCACGGUGGGCGACGACCGAGUGCGGUGUGCUGGUAGCGGCAGCCUGGAGGAGAAUUCCAGCGGCUUGCCGGAUCUAAACCUUGACCUUACGAUCUGCAUACCGUCAUCGGUCAUGGAGAAGAACACGGCCAACCCGACGCUCCUUCUCUUUCGCUAACUUGGGAUGAUUAAUGCCCUGUAUCAGAAAGGUCGAGUGGAGGUAACGUCGAAGAGGGCAUGAGUGCUCCAAAGAUUAUGUACAGAUCUGCGUUGUUUGUGGUAUGUGCGUAAUCGCAGUAACCCACAGAAGAUAUACAUAUCUUGCUGUGCUGCAGCGACAGACACAAAUCAGAAUUGACGAAGGUAACUGUCGUACAACACAACAAAGGAUUUGUAGUUUAGAAGAAGCUCCAAAGUAUUGUAAUAUGAAGCCACAACAGCAGACGUAUAUAUAUCGUUGUCACGAAACCUUAA
This is a messenger RNA of Musa acuminata subsp. malaccensis (wild Malaysian banana), 973 nucleotides long. RefSeq names its product myb-related protein 308. Lineage: Eukaryota; Viridiplantae; Streptophyta; Magnoliopsida; Zingiberales; Musaceae. The record is from RefSeq and is a predicted model, not a curated record.